AUAAACACCGCAGUUUGUUUUGGUUUGUUUGCGGAUGUCUGAAAAAGAGUGGAAAUGCGUGAUAAUCUCGGUUUGUACUCUCUCAAGGAGAGAAUUUUCCUCGUAAAGUCCUUCUACAAGAGUGAUAGUAACUUGAAAUGUGUGAAAAGCAAGUUCCUAUUAGAAUAUGGGAAUGAUUUCCCAUCAGAUUCUCUAAUAUUUGAGGUUAUAAACUUAUUUGAAGAAACAGGUAGUGUUCGGGAGCUUCCCGAUGUGUCCUGCCAGGAAGAGAAGGUUUUCACUGUUGACAAUCCACUGAUAACAGCUGAGAGAGAAGUUUUGGAAGAUGUGAAGAUCAAGCCGGAUCCCGAUGAUUCUGGUCAGGUUGAAAAGCAAGAAAACAUUGUGGAUGCAGUGGAAAAGGUGAGGCGGAACGCCAAGAGAGUGCCUAAAGUCGAAGCAACAAGUGUUCAACAGGCGAAGCCAAGUAGAGGCAAGAAAGCCUACAUCUGUGAUAUCUGUGCCGCCAAAUAUGGCACGAAGCGAGGUCUGCAGGCUCACAUGGUGUGCCACAGGCGGGCGGAAAUCCCGUGCAAGGAGUGCGAGCAAACAUUCCCGACCAAGUCGCGCUUGCUUGCGCACACCAGAGCCACCCAUUCGGCGGCGAAGAAGGACAAGCCGACGAUAGAGUGCAGCUUCUGCUGCAAGACAUUCAGACAGCCGAACCUCCUGCGACAGCACAUGCUGCGGCACUCGGACAAGAAGGACAUCAUCUGUGAAAUUUGCGGCAAGACGUUCAAGCGCACGCACACGCUGAAUCACCACAUGAAAGUGCACACGGGCGAGAAGCCGUACAAGUGCGAUGUACCGGACUGCGGAAGGGCGUUCAGGGAUCGCAACUCCUUCGCCAUUCACAAGAGAUGCCACACAGACGAGAGACCAUUUCCCUGUCACUACUGCGGAAAGUGCUUCAGAGACAAGGGAACACUCAGAAUUCACUAUCGUCAGCACACAGGUGAAAAUCCCUACAAAUGCGAGCUGUGCGGAAAGGAAACGAAGCAGAAGCAAAAUCUCAAGAGUCACAUGAGACAUUUUCAUCGUCUGGAUGGAUAUGAGAUCAAAUAAUACAAUCACAAUUUUCUUGCAAUG
Molecule: messenger RNA, 1128 nt
Organism: Phlebotomus argentipes
Lineage: Eukaryota; Metazoa; Arthropoda; Insecta; Diptera; Psychodidae
Product: zinc finger protein 567-like
Exons: 3
Coding region: 55-1104 (349 amino acids)
Biological process (GO): regulation of transcription by RNA polymerase II
Molecular function (GO): RNA polymerase II cis-regulatory region sequence-specific DNA binding; DNA-binding transcription factor activity
Source: RefSeq, a predicted model, not a curated record